CUUCCCGCACCAGCCUCCGCCCAAGGAAACUUGUGAAUGAAAAGUGGCUCUUCAGGUGAGCGCUCCUUCUUCUCGAGUGUUUGGAGCUCAAACAGGAUCAGAUGCUCCUCUGUUACAGGAUCGUCUGAGUCAGAGGUCAGAUCGGCUGAUCAGCAGCAGCACGAGGACGACUACGUGUCCCAGAAGUCUUUGAGCAGCAGACUCUCCUGGUCAGCGUUAGGCAGGACUCAGCGGCUGAGGGUCAUGGAGUGUAAGGUCAGACUGCUGGACGGCACAGACUACACCUGCUCCGUCGAGAAAAGAGCGAAAGGUCAGGUGCUGUUCGACAGGGUUUGUGAUCACCUGAAUCUGCUGGAGAAGGACUAUUUCGGCAUUUCGUACCAGGACGCUGAAAACCAGAAGAACUGGCUGGACGUUUCCAAAGAGAUGAAGAAGCAGAUCAGCACUGGUCCCUGGAACUUUGCUUUCAGCGUGAAGUUUUAUCCUCCCGAUCCAACACAGCUCUCCGAGGACAUCACCAGGUAUUAUCUGUGUCUGCAGCUGAGGGAUGACGUGGUUUCUGGACGUUUGCCGUGCUCUUUCUCCACUCACGCAGUGCUGGGCUCCUACACGGUUCAGUCGGAGCUGGGAGACUAUGACUCGGAGCUGCAGGGGUCCGCUCAUCUCAGCGACAUGCGCUUGGCCCCGAACCAGACCAAAGAGCUGGAGGAGAAAGUGCUGGAGCUCCACCGCAGCUGCAAAGGAAUGACUCCUGCUGAAGCUGACAUGCUGUUCCUGGAAAACACAAAGAAACUCUCCAUGUACGGAGUCGACCUGCAUCGUGCCAAGGUAAAAGAGUGUGUGUGUAUCAUACUUUGAUCCAGCUCCAUCCACCUCCACAUAUACAUAAAUAAACUGCGCAUCAAUCGCUUCGCCUGGCCCAAAAUACUCAAGAUCUCCUACAAGAGGAACAACUUCUACAUCAAGGUCCGGCCGGGAGAGCUGGAACAGUUCGAGAGCACCAUCGGGUUCAAACUCCCCAAUCACAAAGCAGCAAAGAGACUCUGGAAAGUCUGCGUGGAGCAUCACACCUUCUUCAGGCUGGUUUCUCCUGAAGCUCCUCCCAAGCGCUUCCUGUCCUUGGGCUCAAAGUUCCGCUACAGCGGCCGAACACAAGCGCAGACGCGGCGGGCGAGCGCUCUGAUCUCACGCGACGCGCCGCAGUUCCAGCGAUCGGCCAGCAGGCAGCACACCGUCACAGCCAGCAUGGACAGCACGCCAGCGACGGUCACCCGUGACGACGAGAAGAACGACAAACCCGCUGUUGCUACGGAUGACCUCAUCGCCAUGGAAACACCGGAGAAGAAAGCAGAGGAGAUGAACUCAGUGGAGGAGGAGAAUAAAGUCAACAGUGACGAAUCGGAACAAGCCCCGCCCCCCUCCGUCACCAAGUCUUGUCUGUAUUCAUCGGAUCCGUUGGGAUCUGAGCUCUCCCUCCCGUCUUCUCCCGUCUCGUCCACCAAAGUGCGCAGGAGACGCAGGGAAAGCAGCCGCAAGCGCGCCUCCUCCGUGAGUCCGGCCAAAACCACGGCGGGCUGCCGGCGGCGUCAGGCCCAAGCGGACCGUAAAGCGGCUCUUCUGGAGGAACAAGCGCUGCUUCUGUCCGCACGCAAGCAGAGACUGAACCAGAGCCGCAGCCGAGGAGGCACGCUCUUCUCCUUCUCGCUGCACCUCCCCGAUCUGUCCUCGCUGCUGGACGACGACGGUUACCUGAGCUUCCCUGACCUCACCGAGCUGCGCUUCCUCCCCGAGAGCCUGCAUCACUUCAUGCCCAUCAAGUCUCCCUCGCUCAUCCCCUGCUUCCUCUUCAUCUUCUUCUUCCUGCUCUCCACCUCGUUCUCCGUGCGUGCGCUCACGCUGUCCUUCCCGCUGGCGCUGUGUCUCUGCUAUCUGGAGCCCAAGGCCGCGUCGCUCGGAUCGUCUCUGACGCAGGGCUUCCAGGACAGUUCAGAUGACGAGACCGACAGCGAUCAAACCGACUUCACUUGUGAUGACGACUCGUCGGCGACUGAGUCUGACUUUGAAGACAACUUGGACAUGAGGACACAGAUGUCAGAGGAGGUUAAAACCGAACCUGAAGAUGUUCCAGUAAAGCCGGAUCUCGCUGCUGAUGGUGUGGAGCAGUCGGAGGAGGCGCUCAAAGACGUUCCUGUGGUUCACACCGAGACCAAGACCAUCACGUACGAGUCUGCAGAGGUCGAAGCCGGCGGAGACUCGGAUGCUGGCGUCCUCUUGAGCGCUCAGACCAUCACAUCAGAGACAAGCACCACCAGCACCACACACAUCACCAAGACGGUGAAGGACGGUGUUUCAGAGACUCACAUUGAAAAGAGGAUCGUCAUCACCGGAGACGCAGACAUCGACCACGACCAGGCUCUGGCUCAGGCCAUUAAAGAGGUCAAAGAGCAGCACCCAGACAUGUCGGUCACUAAAGUAGUGGUUCAUAAAGAGACAGAGAUCUCCUCUGCUGACGGUGACGAGGAAUAAGAUCCAGACUGUGAACCAACACGCGACCUCUGACCUCUGACGAGAUCUUCAUCAUCACACCAUCAGCUUCACCCUCGUCGAGCCAAACCCGCGCUGAGAUGACGCACUCGCAAACAAACGAGGAGGAAAUGGGAUUUCCAGGAAAAAAAUGUUUGCCUUAAAAUGUUUAAAAAUAUUAAUUUCUGCCACUUGGGUUUAUUUAUGGUCCAGUGUGAAUCCACAGAAACACAUCCAGGUCAAACUGAAUCGAAACUCAUUUGUACUUGAAUCAUAAGCAUAUUUUUAUUUCAUCGGUUCUUCACAGUUGUUAAUUUUUGUGUUUUUUUGGGGGCACUAACUAAUCCUGCAUUAUAAAUGCAAAACAGCAAAAAAUGAGUAAAAAAAGCAAAAACAAAAGAAAGUUGGCCACUAUUUUAAGGGCUUUGUAAAACAGCGGUGUAUUCGUUGGACCAGAAACGCUUGAGUUUGGUACUAAACCCCUUCACCUUGACCUUUGACCUUUCUUAUAUUUGACCCCGAGAGGUCGUGGUGUUUUUAGCAUGUGUAACAGGAGAGGAUUGAACCAGCGACAAAAGAGCGAUAAAUGCAAUUGAUGUGAUUUUUAUUUUGGAAUAAAAUAUUGCUGAAAUCGA
This is a messenger RNA of Cyprinus carpio (common carp), 3158 nucleotides long. Its product is annotated as band 4.1-like protein 3. The record is from RefSeq and is a predicted model, not a curated record. NCBI's taxonomy places the organism in Eukaryota, Metazoa, Chordata, Actinopteri, Cypriniformes, Cyprinidae.